Molecule: messenger RNA, 441 nt
Organism: Helicoverpa zea (corn earworm)
Lineage: Eukaryota; Metazoa; Arthropoda; Insecta; Lepidoptera; Noctuidae
Product: venom peptide CtAPI-like
Exons: 2
Coding region: 125-418 (97 amino acids)
Source: RefSeq, a predicted model, not a curated record
CUCUUACAUAGUUUAUUUAACUCUAUAAUUAGCAUAACAACGUUAUAUGUCAUAUAAAAUAAAAGACAAACGCAUGACCGGCACAUUUUCUAUUGAAACAUCAUUGUAACUUGACGUUUUAAAAAUGACAUCUUACUUGGUUCCUAUAUGUUUUUUGUUUGUGGUCUUGACUAUUGUGUCUUCUGCACCACCUGAUGAUAAACCUUUGGAUUGUCCAGAAAACGAAGAAUACUAUUACUGCAAACUAUUCCGUUGUCAGAGGAGUUGCGAUGACUUUAAGGAACAAACUCCGUGUCUGCCUCUAGCGCCCGGGUGUCAUCUGCCAGGGUGUGAAUGUGUGAGCGACUACUAUAGGAAUAAGGAUGGCAAAUGUGUGCCAGAAGCAGAAUGUUAUCAAAACAGUAUCAAAGAAAUUUAAAUAAAAGGCAAAAAUAAUUGUGA